CGACGGGCGCUUUGGGUGGCCGCGGCCAUGAAGCCGCAGCCGCCGGGCUAGGCCCCGGGCGGCUCCAGCCCUGGGCGGCCCGCAGAGGGCUGGGCCCAGCCCCCGGCUCCGGUUCCCGGGCCGGCGGGCGGCCGCUCACCAUGCCCGGCAAGCACCAGCACUUCCAGGAACCCGAGGUCGGCUGCUGCGGGAAAUACUUCCUGUUUGGCUUCAACAUCGUCUUCUGGGUGCUGGGAGCCCUGUUCCUGGCCAUUGGUCUCUGGGCCUGGGGUGAGAAGGGUGUUCUCUCCAACAUCUCGGCGCUGACAGAUCUGGGAGGCCUUGACCCUGUGUGGCUGUUUGUAGUGGUAGGAGGCAUCAUGUCGGUGCUGGGCUUUGCCGGCUGCAUUGGGGCCCUCCGGGAGAACACCUUCCUGCUCAAGUUUUUCUCCGUGUUCCUUGGCCUCAUCUUCUUCCUGGAGCUGGCAACAGGGAUCCUGGCCUUCGUCUUCAAGGACUGGAUUCGAGACCAGCUCAACCUCUUCAUCAACAACAAUGUCAAGGCCUAUCGGGACGACAUUGACCUCCAGAACCUCAUUGACUUUGCUCAGGAAUACUGGUCUUGCUGCGGAGCCCGAGGGCCCAACGACUGGAACCUCAAUAUCUACUUCAACUGCACUGACGUGAACCCGAGCCGGGAACGCUGCGGGGUGCCCUUCUCCUGCUGCGUCAGGGACCCUGUGAUGUCCUCAACACUCAGUGUGGCUACGAUGUUCGGCUCAAACUGGAGCUGGAGCAGCAGGGCUUCAUCCACACCAAAGGCUGCGUGGGCCAGUUUGAAAAGUGGCUGCAGGACAACCUGAUCAUCGUGGCUGGGAUCUUUGUGGGCAUCGCCCUCCUCCAGAUCUUUGGUAUCUGCCUGGCCCAGAACCUCGUGAGUGACAUCAAGGCAGUGAAGGCCAACUGGUGAGGCUGCCACGCUGGCCAUGGCCACUCGCCUGGCUGACCCAGGGACCCCCCCCCCCCCAACUCUGCCCGUGAUGGGCAAGGCUGCAGGAGGUGUUUCUGCUUGGACCUGAACCCCACAUGGGGCUUGCGUGCCUCUGGGCGUGCACCCACGGAGAGAGCUGCAUGGCUCUGCCUGGGCUGCCUGUCCUGUAGCUGUGUGCACGGAGGGUGGGUCUGGCCAGUCGGUGUGCACAGGGAGCCGCCAUCUCAGCUCUUGUUGGGUGGUUGGCUCUCCAGGGGACUAGGAAGGGCACAGCUAAGAGGGGGCAGGCCAGGUGGGGUGGGCUUGGGGCCUGCUGUUGCGUGGGACACAGCCUCACGCCUCUCAGAGCUCCCUCCACUAGCUGUGACCUUGACCCUGCCAGGAGCCCACUUCAGCCUCAAUGUCUCAGACUCUAAAAUGGGUCCAAGAAUUUUCUCUCCCUUGCUUGCCUCUCAGGAUCAAACAUGACGAUGGCUACAGACUACUCAAAUAAACAAAACCUUGAAAACCA
Messenger RNA from Balaenoptera acutorostrata (minke whale), 1481 nucleotides. RefSeq names its product tetraspanin 17 (gene TSPAN17). The record is from RefSeq and is a predicted model, not a curated record. Gene Ontology annotation, cellular component: membrane. Bases 141 to 842 code for a protein of 233 amino acids. NCBI's taxonomy places the organism in Eukaryota, Metazoa, Chordata, Mammalia, Artiodactyla, Balaenopteridae. Gene Ontology annotation, biological process: regulation of vascular endothelial growth factor signaling pathway; protein localization to plasma membrane; protein maturation. The transcript is spliced from 8 exons.